AAAAUUAAGAAACAUGGACAGCCAUAAAUAUUAUUCAAGGGAACUUUAUGAUCGAUAUGCCCAAGGCCAAGAAAAGUCUGUAGUCAAUAAAAUGCAGCAAAAAUACUGGAAAACGAAACAAACUCUUAUCAAAGUCACGGGUAAGAAGGAAGAUGAGCAUGUGGUGGCCUCUGAUGCAGAUCUGGAUGCAAAGCUGGAGCUGUUCCAUUCAAUUCAGAGGACGUGUAUGGAUUUACUUAAAGCAAUUGAACUAUACCAAAAAAGGAUUUGUUUUCUGUCACAAGAAGAAAAUGAGUUGGGGAAAUUUCUCCGAGGACAAGGUUCUCAAGAUAAAACCAGAGCAGGCAAAAUGAUGCAAGCUACAGGAAAGGCCCUCUGCUUUUCUUCUCAACAAAGAUUGGCAUUGCGCACACCUUUGUGUAGGCUAUACCAAGAAGUGGAGACGUUUAGAUACCGAGCUAUUUCUGACACAUGGCUGACUGUCAAUCGAAUGGAGCAGUGCCGUACUGAGUAUCGAGGAGCUCUGUUGUGGAUGAAAGACGUGUCUCAGGAGCUGGAUCCUGAUCUUUACAAACAGAUGGAGAAGUUUAGGAAGGUCCAAGCACAAGUCCGUCAUACAAAACUGAACUUUGACAAGCUGAAAACUGAUGUUUGCCAGAAAGUGGAUCUUCUUGGAGCAAGCCGAUGCAAUCUUCUGUCUCAUGUGCUGACAACAUACCAGACAACGCUUCUUCAUUUUUGGGAAAAAACAUCUCACACCAUGGCCGCUAUCCAUGAAAGUUUCAAAGGCUAUCAGCCAUAUGUAUUCACUAUGCUGAAGAGCUUACAAGAGCCUGUAAAUAAACUGACGGAGAAUGAAGAAAAGGAGGAGCUGCGGCUAGAGAACAUCAAAUCAAAAGAUGAUCAACAGAGUCAGUUGAUUUCAUUAGAUGAUGAAAGCCACUCCAAGGAACUGGCAGGCUCAGCAGAAGAUGCCAAGGACAUCCUGAGUACCUUUGGGGAGAGCUUCAACCACAGAGAGAAUUCAGGAGCUAUAGAUGACUUAUUAGACUUGAAACCUGAGGAAAAUGUGGCAUCGAAGGACCCACGUGCAACCUCCUUGGAGACUGAGGCUAGUGACAAGGAUGAUAUACUGUUGCUGAAUGAGAUUCUCAAUGCAUCUUCUUUGGAUGACAGCGAAUUCAGCAGGGAAUGGACAGCUGUCUUUGGAGAGGAUCCACUUGCCUACAUGGCCACACAUUCUUCAGGAGGAGAAACGGAGAUCAAUCAGUCAACAUCCUCAUCAUCAUCUUCUGGCUUCCUUCCUUCUCAGCUUUUAGACCAAAAUAUGAACGAUUUACAGUCCUCCCUUCAAGGUUGGGCAGCCAGCAGCUUCAGCCCUUCCCCUGCGCCGCAGAUAGCGCAGAAAUCCAGCAACCCGGUCACGAACAUCAACAAGAUGCCCAUGAAAGAAGCUGCAAGCACCUCUAAAGAUUUAACUGCUUGGUUUAGCCUCUUUGCUGAUCUGGAUCCCUUGUCCAACCCAGACGCUGUUGGGAAAACAGAUAAAGAACACGAAUUGCUCAAUGCUUGAGCAACGCCUUCCUUCACCCUCCAUCAAGACUGUUCUGGGGGCUCUAGCGGAUUUAUAGGAGGAGAUCAGUGUGC
This is a messenger RNA of Euleptes europaea (tarantolino), 1647 nucleotides long. It is a transcript of the gene ICA1, whose product is annotated as islet cell autoantigen 1. The transcript has 15 exons. Gene Ontology annotation, biological process: regulation of transport. NCBI's taxonomy places the organism in Eukaryota, Metazoa, Chordata, Lepidosauria, Squamata, Sphaerodactylidae. Bases 14 to 1573 code for a protein of 519 amino acids. Gene Ontology annotation, molecular function: protein domain specific binding. Gene Ontology annotation, cellular component: Golgi apparatus. The record is from RefSeq and is a predicted model, not a curated record.